Molecule: messenger RNA, 2181 nt
Organism: Dimorphilus gyrociliatus
Lineage: Eukaryota; Metazoa; Annelida; Polychaeta; Dinophilidae
Source: the annotation of a GenBank genome assembly
UACGAAAGUCGUACAUUCUCCUUAAACUCUCAUUCGACAUGGAUUAUCCCUGGCCAACUGCAAAUCCCUUGCCUAACGACUACUAUAACAACUGUGCCGCUUCCCAAUACGCUACUUUUAUGGACGCAAAUCGGCACCAGUCAAAAGGGUUAUUGGACGAAACUUGCCCAGUUUGCGGUGAUAAAGUCUCUGGUUAUCAUUAUGGCCUUCUAACCUGCGAAAGCUGUAAAGGUAUGAAAAUUUAAUUUGACAGCGCGAAUUUUUUCAAGCAAAUCCGGUCUUUGAUGCGAUCACUGAGCAUCCUUGGACACUUUACGGUCGAUUUGAAACUGUAAUUUUGCAGUAGACUAGAUUUAACUAUUUCCCCCCUUCCUUUGAUAUAUUUUUUCUCAUUUUAGGCUUCUUCAAGAGAACAGUUCAAAAUAAAAAAGUUUAUUCAUGCGUUGAUCAGCAAAAUUGUCCAAUUGAUAAGACUCAACGCAAAAGAUGUCCAUAUUGCAGAUUUCAAAAGUGUUUGAAUGUUGGAAUGAAAUUAGAAGCCGUUAGGGCGGAUCGUAUGCGAGGAGGAAGAAAUAAAUUUGGACCAAUGUACAAAAGGGAUAGAGCUUUGAAGCAACAAGCUCUUAGGCAAAGACAGCAUUUUAUACAGUAUUCUUCCAGUUUUCCUCUUCAAAUUCAUCCCCCGCCUCCUGUUGAACUUACACCAGACAUCAAACCUGACAUCAAACCCGAUUUAGGCCAACUUUGUCCAUCUCGGAUUCAACAAUCGCCUAUUUACGAAAUACCGCAUCCUCCUUCGGCUUAUCAGGAAUUUCUUCCCCCGGAAAUUCAUCAACCCCCAGGAGGACUUCACCGACCAAUCCCUGACGUUAUUCAUCUUCUAACAGAGGCCUGCUGUAACUGUGAGAGUUCGAGCUUCUUCUCGUGCCUAAGUUCAACAAUAGAACAAGAGCUUAUGAAGUGGGUAACCACUUGUUCGAGACCAAUUUUCGUUAACGAGAAUAACGAUUUGAGCGCUGAGUUGAUUAACGUUUUAUGUAAAUUGACGGACGUUAGUCUUUUCAAAUUUGUUGAAUGGGCUAGACAAACUGUUCUAUUCAAAGAAUUGAACGUCGAAGAUCAAAUGAAGUUGUUGCAAAAAUGUUGGUCGCAAUCACUACUGUUAAAUUUCCUUAUAAGGCAGGCGAUAACUGAUAAAUGUGACGAAUUACUCCUUGUCCCAGGACAUUCGAUAACCUUUGAUUUCCUAAAUAGAAUCGGUUUAAGAAAAUGGACAGAGAUAUUGUGGUCGAUGAUAACGAGAUGGAAGUCUUUAAGGGCUGAUGAACACGAGAUAGCAUGUCUGAGAUUUUAUCUCCUUUUCUGCGGAGAUCAUGUAACCGAUGAGAGAGUUAAGAAAUGGAGGACAGACAUUUCCAACGCCCUUAGAGAUUAUACUUAUCCGGGUAAAUUCGAACAGAUGCUUUGCUUCCUGGAACACAUUGAACAGCUUGCUGGAAAAUGCGAAUUCUAUUUGUUUCAGAGACACUUAAAGGGUGAUGUUCCAUGCGGAAACAACUUACUCAUUGAAAUGCUUCAUUGUCGUAUUGCCUAGAACUCAUAGUCUUAUAUUUUCUGUCUGUCUUCUUAUAUCUAUAUCUCAUUUUCUCUCUCCCUCCUUUCUACCAAUUGCCAUUCCACUUUCCGCUCCCCAUCCUUUUCUCUCCCUACCCUACACCUUAUCUCUCCCCUCCUUCUCUCUCUCUAUAUAUACAAUAUAUAUAUAUAUAUAUAUAUAUAUAUUGAUAGUCGUGUUUGUCAACCUGCUUAAUUAAUUAAGAAAAGAAUCGUAAUUGUCGAUUUCGUGUUUUUCCUUUUCAACACUUAUAACCACCAUAAUACACUAUCUGAUUAAUUAUAUGCCAACUCUAUAAUAAUUUAGAUGGGUAGGAAAGGGAAAGUGGAAAGUUUUGGAAUAAUAGGAGUUAAAAUCAGGAUGAGGGAGACAUCAGCCUUUAUGCAAAACAACGCGAGCAAUGACUUUCCUGGAUAGAAAACACUGUAGUGUGUAUAAAUAGUAGGAGAAAUGACUUUUUCUAUUGCUUUCUAAUAAUAAUCGUAGGUAUGUAUGUUUAUUAUAAUUAUAGAAAUACUUGACAAACAUUAAUAUUGUAUAGACAUAUAUAUAUAUAUAUAUAUAUA